AUGUAUGAUACGUUCGUGUUAGCGGCUGACAAAGAUAUUAGGGUUCUGUUUCAUUGCGUAAGGAGUUUUCCGGAGGUCAGAAUACAUGAGCUGUAUGCGAAGUUGGAGGUUGCUGUGGAUAGUUCUGGGGCAUCGGCUCCUGUUCACAGCUCGACUACCGCAGGUGGUGCGUCUUGCUCGGUGCCUGCGAUCCGGCCAUCUGUUCCGCAGGUUGUCUCACCUUUCUUUGCGGCUGAUUUGGUACAAACGGAGGCAGUUCGUACUGUACGUUCCCCUAAUCAAGGGGUCCGGCAGCAGGCAUUUCAGGGGGAAUCAGGUCGUGCCAUAGAUGAUGAAGUUCAAGGCUUUGGGGAACCUGAUCGAGUAGAAAAUACAAUGCGGGACGAUGACUCUGAGCAGGAGCCUGUAAAUAUCUUUGGAGACAGCGAUGAUGACACCGGUGCUAAACCACAUGCACAACAAGGUCCUUCAAGUUCUGGCACACAGCAUUACCCUCCACACUUCUCCGCUAUAAACUUGGAGGCUCUGGGUGAACACCCGGCGGGAAUUGCUACAGUUGGCGGUUCGUCAACAGAAUUUCAGAUUAGGCAAUCCUUCCAGAGUAAAGAUGAAGCUGUUCUUAGUGUGAAGGACUAUAGCAUCCGUCGAGGUGUUGAGUACCGAGUGUUGGAAUCGGACCAUCUGAAGUAUCAUGGAAAGUGCAAGGAUUUCGGCAAAAGUUGUAGUUGGCUGAUUCGGAUUUCGCUCCGUGCACGAAAGGGCACUUGGGAGGUUAGGAGGUACAACGGUCCCCACACUUGCUUAGCCACAUCUAUUUUCAGUGAUCACCGUCAGCUUGAUUACCACGUUAUCUGUGCGAGGAUUUUUCCGUUGGUUAGUGCGGAUGCUGCAGUACCGAUCAAGGUGUUGCAACAAGCAACUGAAGCUGAUUACGGCUUCAAGCCCAGUUACCGGAAGGUUUGGAAAGCAAAACAGAAGGCAGUUGCACAAAUAUAUGGAGAUUGGGAAGAGUCUUAUGCCGAGUUGCCACGUUGGAUGCUAGGGGUGCAGUUGACGAUGCCCGGGAUAGUUACUGUGUUGCAGACCUCUCCUGUUCGAGUUAUGGACCAGAUUGAUGAGUCAACAGUGUACUUUCAUCGUCUAUUCUGGACAUUUCCACCUUGCGUUGAGGCCUUCCAGCAUUGCAAGCUGCUUGUGAGUAUUGAUGGUACCCACUUGUACGGCAAAUAUGGAGGCACCUUACUGUUGGCGAUUGCACAGGAUGGGAACUCAAACAUCCUCCCGAUAGCAUUCGCCCUUGUGGAGGGGGAAAAUGUAGAGUCAUGGUCUUUUUUCUUGUCCAACUUAAGAACGCAUGUGACGCCACAAGAGGGUAUCCUUGUUAUCUCAGACAGGCAUAACGGCAUCAAGGCUGCACUUGAGAAUCCCGUGAAUGGUUGGCUGCCACCACGUGCUUAUCGGGCGUACUGUAUCCGUCAUGUGGCAGCAAAUUUCAGCCUUUCUUUUAAAGGUAAAGAUGCCAGAAGGAUGCUGGUUAAUGCGGCGUAUGCAAAAACUGAGGCAGAGUUCUAUUACUAG
Molecule: messenger RNA, 1578 nt
Organism: Arachis stenosperma
Lineage: Eukaryota; Viridiplantae; Streptophyta; Magnoliopsida; Fabales; Fabaceae
Exons: 1
Coding region: 1-1578 (525 amino acids)
Source: RefSeq, a predicted model, not a curated record